GAGAUUCUUUGCCUAGUUUUGCAACGUGAGAUUUUCCGGCAAGAGGCUCCGAUGGAAAACAAGGUUAUCACAUGAUAUCACAGCAGACUUCGAGACCUGUGAAGUUUUUCGAAGGGUAUCUUCCUAUUCACCCUUCACGGUUCUCCGAAUCCAUCCCUGGAUCAGAGUCCAAAAUCUAGCCAAAGUCGGCUAUAGUCCUGAGUUCAUCUUCUUAGCUAUACGUUUCAAAAUUCCCAGUGUGAGAGUGGCGAAAUUCUAGAGUUUGUGUGAAGUGUUCUCCAAAGUGCUUCCCAAGUGGUUCCUAUUCUCCCUAGCAACACCCUGAAGAAAACACUAGCACCUUCUUUAAAACACUGCAGUCUUCCAUUGUAUACCCAAUCAAAUCUUCCUGCCUUUUUCGAAGUUUUAUAAGUACAAUUAUUUCCAAGUCUUCAGUCUACAAUCCCAGACCAGGCUUAGCAAGUUUGGUCAGCCUUAAAUUUCAACGUGUGCCUCCCGAACAAAUUUUUUCAAUCCACAUCCCUUAUCUCUAAGUAUCGUCUCAAUUAUACAUUCUCCUCAUCAUCAAAGCUUUCGAUUCAUUGCCCAGGGCAGAGUGGCUCCGCUACAUCUUGCGUGUGUGACUUGGAGGUUAGGUCGCUCACACUGCAGCAAUGGCUCUCUGCGGAAAGCUGUAGCUUAGUCCCUUCAAAUGUGGGAAAGCAUCCGGGAACAUGGCGGGAAAUCUCAGCAGCUUCGUUCAAAAAAUGGAUAUUGACAAUCCUGGCAACUUGAAGCGGUCAAAUAGUGCUCCCAUGAUUAACGAAAUCAAUGCGCGGUCUGUCGCUACUACCGCCUCAACAUCGAACACCACAUCAAGGUCUUCUUCACCAUGUAACAUAUUUGCAUGCACCACUGUGCAGUCACGCACACGGAGAUUCAGUGCCAGCUUCAGUCCUCAUCACACUCCUGCAAGCUCACCAAGGCUGACGCCACGAGUGAGUCAGUUGCGACAAGAAGAAUGUGUGGACCGAGAAGCUGCACACGAGAAGGAGCUUCACUCAGCCAUGGUCAUGUCUCAGUCCUGGGAGGACCUCACUGUUGAUCCCUCGUCAAAGAGUGAAGAUGGAAGUAAGUCUGUUCGAAUGCUGGAUCCACUCCAUGUGUCGUUGCCAUGCGGACCUCCAUUGUGCUCUUCGCCCUCGCCAACACGAAGUUUGACAACGAGGCAGUGCUUCUCACCAUCAAUCUCUAUGUGGAAAACGAGCCUCUCCCCUAGUCCUACACGGAAAGCAUUCUGCACCAGAAGUCUAAGUCCAGUUGCAAUGCGCCCCAGUUCCUUAGGUUCAGUAAAACGGAAAUUUGAACUAGAUGACAAUGAACCACCCGCAAAGAGAGGUGGUCUCCUUAUUGCCCAGUCCCGGCUGGAGGUAAAUUCACUUAGCCCACUGCCAGGAUCUUUACCUUCAAUCGGGACCCCAGAAUCUGUAUCCAGUGCAGAUUCUCCCGGAGGCUUCACGUUCCGACCGGUGGACACCCCCGCAGCGUCACCUCUUCCCUCACCACAGCAGUCAACCCCACGACCACCCCCACCACCUCCUGAUCAUCCUAUGCAGGACCUCACCAAGAAUACCAGCUGAAGCACACCAAUUCUGUUUUUGCAUAGAGACAUAGUCUGCGCCAAGGAGUAGUUCCUACAAGGGAAAUGUAUUCCCUAAAGUGUCUGUUUAACAGGAAAAUCAUUCCUUGUCCCAAUCAGUACACCCAGAAAAGGUCAUGAAGUAUUCAUAUUUUUUCACCAAAAUUGAGGUAUAGAAGGAAAGUGAUGAUAAUGAAGUCUCUCACCGGCGACUCUGAAAAUCAGCUUAAUUACUUUAUGUCACAAUGAAGCUUAACUUCUUUUUUUUUUUUGAAAUUCAUUGCUGGUAAAAAGUCAUUAUAUUCCCUUGUAAAUCCUCUGUUAGUCACUUGUUACCGAAUUUCAUCUAAAGAGCACUGAAAAUGCAAACUGCAACCGUGCAACUUGUGCCGCGUUUGCAUAUGGCUUCAACUGUGUAAAAUUUUACCAUGCAGCAAAUUAGAAAGGAUCGUUUUUGUCCCAUGCUCUUAUGCCUUCAUUUCAUCCCUACCAUUCCUUUUGAUGGCUUGUGGUCUCAUCAUGAGAUUUUAUCAGUGUAUUUCAUAAUUUCUGGUCUGAUGCCGACCAAAAAUUAUAAUCAAAUUUUUUUAUUUGCCCUCAUAAAUCUUGUCAGUGUUUGUACACCUUAUGAAAAUCAAAUUUUUCCAAGGGAACAGGCGUUUUCAGAUAGAAAGAAAACUGCAACAGGAAUGUAAA
Molecule: messenger RNA, 2314 nt
Organism: Bemisia tabaci
Lineage: Eukaryota; Metazoa; Arthropoda; Insecta; Hemiptera; Aleyrodidae
Product: P2R1A-PPP2R2A-interacting phosphatase regulator 1
Molecular function (GO): protein serine/threonine phosphatase inhibitor activity
Source: RefSeq, a predicted model, not a curated record